Molecule: messenger RNA, 1656 nt
Organism: Tilletiaria anomala UBC 951
Lineage: Eukaryota; Fungi; Basidiomycota; Exobasidiomycetes; Georgefischeriales; Tilletiariaceae
Product: HECT-domain-containing protein
Exons: 4
Coding region: 1-1656 (551 amino acids)
Biological process (GO): protein polyubiquitination; positive regulation of protein catabolic process; proteasome-mediated ubiquitin-dependent protein catabolic process
Molecular function (GO): ubiquitin-protein transferase activity
Source: RefSeq, a predicted model, not a curated record
AUGUUGUAUGCAAGAAGUUUGGGCACUGGCUCAUCGUCACUGCGCCCUCCAAAUGGACAUGCGUCCAGCUCUGGCGCAGGCUCAUCCAAGCAAUCGAAAGCGGAGAUUGAGGCGGCUCGAAAGCAAGCAGAAGAGAAUGAGGCAAAGCUCGCGAAGAUUUACGAGAGCUUCCAAUUCGAACCGCUAUGGGAAAAGCUCAGUGAGGCACUAACCAGGCUCGAGGAUGACUCUAGUGCAGCUCAAAUUCUGCUACCGCUGAUUGAAAGCUUGAUGGUGGUAUCCAAGCACGUCGCAGCGGGUGAGACCCUAGCUGCGCAAAGAGCAUUACGAUCAGGCUCGAUGUCACCAUCUCUCGAGCGGCCACUAGAACCGAGGACAGCACGCGAGGUGAUGGCCGACACGUUCUUCAAUUUCACCGAAAAGCACCGCAAGAUACUCAACGCGAUGGUGCGGCAGAACCCAUCGCUCAUGUCGGGCUCUUUCUCCCUGAUGGUACAGAACCCAAAGGGCCUGGACUUUGACAACAAGCGCACUUACUUUUCGCAGCAGUUGCACAAGGGGCGGCGAGAGCACUACACCACACUGAGCAUGUCGAUCAGGAGAUCCGAGAUCUUCUACGACUCCUAUCGCUUCUUUUCGCGGUAUACAGGUCCAGAAAUUAAGCAUGGCAAGCUCAACGUCAGGUUCCACGGGGAAGAGGGUGUAGAUGCAGGAGGCGUCACGCGCGAAUGGUUCUCUGUGCUUGCUCGCGCGAUGUUCAACCCUGAUUACGCAUUGUUCGCUCCCUGCGCGGCAGACCGCACAACAUUUCAGCCGAAUCGCAUGAGUUGGAUCAACGAGCAUCACCUGUCCUUCUUCAAGUUUGUUGGCAGGAUCAUAGGCAAGGCUAUCUACGACGGCCGGCUGCUCGAUGCAUACUUUAGCCGCUCAUUCUACAAGCACAUCCUAGGCAAGGCAGUCGAUUAUCGGGAUAUCGAGGCAGUAGACCCAGAGUACUUCAAGUCGCUCGAGUGGAUGCUCAACAAUGACAUCACCGGCGUACUCGACUUGACAUUCAGCGUGGAUGCAGAGGACUUUGGAGAAGCGAAGACGAUCGAGCUCAAGCCCGGCGGCAAGGACAUUGCUGUGACUGAGGAGAACAAGGUCGAAUAUGUGAAGUUGAUUACAGAGCAGCGGCUCACGAAAAGCAUCAGAAAGCAGAUCGACGCGUUCCUAGAAGGCUUCCACGACAUUAUUCCAGUCGAUCUCAUCCGCAUAUUCAACGAGCAAGAGCUUGAGUUGCUCAUCUCUGGUCUUCCAGAUAUUAACGUGGACGACUGGAAGAACAACACAGAGCUGCACGGGUAUUCGUCUGGUGAUCCAGUUAUCCAAUGGUUCUGGAGGGCGGUGCGGUCCUUUGACCAGACGCAAAAGGCGAACCUACUACAGUUCAUCACGGGUACCAGCAAGACGCCAAUCGAGGGAUUCAAGGCUCUGCAGGGUGUCCAGGGAAACCAGCGCUUCAACAUCCACAAAGCGUACGGCGAGAAUCGCUUGCCGACAGCGCAUACCUGUUUCAACCAGCUGGACCUGCCCGCUUAUGAGACUUAUGAAAAGCUUCGAUCGCAGCUACUAACCGCCAUGGUGGAGGGUGGCACUGGUUUCGGCUUUGCUUGA